This is a messenger RNA of Acanthosepion pharaonis, 1101 nucleotides long. The record is from the annotation of a GenBank genome assembly. NCBI's taxonomy places the organism in Eukaryota, Metazoa, Mollusca, Cephalopoda, Sepiida, Sepiidae.
AUGAACAAGAAGAUAAAUUCCCUAUCAAUAUCUGUUACGGUUCCCGAAGUUUUUCCUUUGAUUCUAUCUCUUCCACUACUAGUGACAUCACCAUAUUACUAUAUAACCCCGGCUCUUAUUCUUGUAGCCAUUUCAAUAUUCAACUCCGAUUUCUUUCUUUCUUUCUUUCUUUCUUUCUUUCUUUCUUUCUUUCUUUCUUUCUUUCUUUCUUUCUUUUUCACAAACACUCCUCGCAUAUCUAUCUAUCUAUCUAUCUAUCUAUCUAUCUAUCUAAUAAUAAUAAUUAACCCUGCGUUAGUCACCUCGGAUUGCUAUACUUCUCACUCUCAUUCUCUCUCUCUCAUUCUCUCUUUCUCUUAUUCUCUCUCUCUCUCUCUCUCUCUCUCUCUCUCUCUUACCCUUUCAUUCUCUAUAAUUUUAAAUCUUUCAAGGCCGAAAGUAUGGUUAAUGAUGAUAUGCCUUCUAAUGGUGGCGUUUUCUUCUUUCGGUUUUAUUACCAUUAUGUCGAUGAUGAUAGUCACUGAAGAUACCGAAUGGCUGUUUGAACAUCUAUGGGAUGAUGAUGAUAGAGCAGAAGCCGUCUUCACAAGAUUUCCCUGCAGAUUUCAAACUUUGUUCUUCUUCGACUUCUUCUAUGUUCCGUGUCCCUUCCCUCCCGUCCCUCGUCCUGAUCUAGUGUCGACCAUCUAUCUAUCUAUCUAUCUAUCUAUCUAUCUAUCUAUCUAUCUAUCUAUCUAUCUAUCUAUCUCAGUCUCUUUCUAUCUAUCUAUCUAUCUAUCUAUCUAUCUCAGUCUCUUUCUAUCUAUCUAUCUAUCUAUCUAUCUAUCUAUCUAUCUAUCUCAGUCUCUUUCUACCUGCCUAUCUAUCUAUCUAUCUAUCUAUCUAUCUAUCUAUCUAUCUAUCUAUCUCAGUCUCUUUCUACCUGCCUAUCUAUCUAUCUAUCUAUCUAUCUAUCUAUCUAUCUAUCUAUCUAUCUAUCUCAGGCUCUUUCUGCCUGCCUGCCUUCCUUACUUCCUAUCUAUCUAUCUAUCUAUCUAUCUAUCUAUCUAUCUAUCUAUCUAUCUGUCUGAUUAUAUCUGUUUAUUCUCUAUAUCUAUCUAG